Molecule: messenger RNA, 1185 nt
Organism: Protopolystoma xenopodis
Lineage: Eukaryota; Metazoa; Platyhelminthes; Monogenea; Polystomatidea; Polystomatidae
Source: the annotation of a GenBank genome assembly
GAGGAGGAGGAGGAGGAGGAGGAGGAAGAAAGGAGGAGGCGCAAAGGGGGCGAGGUCUCGGAUACCACGUUUGAGACUUGCGGAAAGGUGGACGCUGAGCGACGGACACAUCUCGCGGACAGACGAUCGCGGUCACACUCUCGCGUCUGCAUGGUACAGGACUUGAUGACACAGAUCGACACCCGACCACAUGGCAAUUGUACCUGUCCCUACUGUCAGGCUGCCGUCCGCAUGGCCGAAUUGAGGCCGGUCGACUUUCGGUCUCGUCGAGCCGAUUCUCUUCCGUCGAUGCCGAGAGAGACGUCGGUAAACCAGCCAGUGGAGUCCUGGCACAAACGAUUUCUCUGGCGGCCCGGAGCGGCCGGAGCACAUGUCAGCACCGAGGCCGGGGUCGAGACGGCUUCGUUCCCGGUCGGCUACGACCCCGAGCAGAGGCUCGAGGGACAGUCGGUGCCGGAGCUGGAGGAGCGGCAGCUGCGGAAGCAACAACAGCAACAAAAAAAGCAGCAAACACAACCACACCAACAACACGAACAGCAACAGGAGGCGCAGACGCAGAAGCAAGUGCAAUCCGGCACCGGCAAACUGGGGCCGGCCGGAGGCGCGGCGAAGGGUCGUUUCGUGUUGGGAGUGCGUCGAAAGACGUCCAAGUCGGCGGCAGCGGCAGCAGCGGCAUCGGCCGCCGCCAGAGACCGUUCGUCAGCGACCAACACGACCUCGGGAUUCGGGAGCAGUCCCGAUCCGGUGGGCAGCAGUACCGAAGCAGAGCUGGAGGACGACACACUCAGGGCGUCUGGAGGCAAGGGAAAAGCGAAGCGGAAGAGCGAUAACAUGAAAAGACGACGUCGGAUUCGGCUUGGUCACUGUGGAACAUUCUUGCUGGCGCUGUUCCCAUGGCAACCUCCUAAUGCAGCCGAUUGUUAUAGCAAGUAUACGUUUGCUUCAUCGAAAAUCCCACGAAAGAAUGUGAUAUGGGAAACAGAUAUGGUCUUCCUUGGAAUUCACACCUUCCCUGUGACUCAAUGGACUCGUGGCAAUGUGGUCGAGUGGUUGACGUGCCAAGCUCAGAUUCUGUACUAUCGCGGUUCGACUCCCGCUGUGGAUGUUGAUAAGGCAUAUGCGAGAUCGAAACUACAGUCCACUGGUGCCUGGAUGAGAACAACUUUUGGGAGAGCAAGGCUCUAA